GUGUUUCUCAAGUGCUUAAGAACCAUGAAUGAUGCGAGGAGUAAGUGAGACAUAAUUCUGGAAACACUAAGGUCACCAAAAUUAUUUGUGGAGUCAGAUAUUAAUUAGGCAAGUUUAGAGUGGAGGGGUGGUAUUGAAUGCUCGUCAGUGUUCCACAGUUCCGUCAGCUGGAAGGUAGGAGAUAUCACCAUGGCAGAUGCAGCACCCGACAAGAAAGAAAAAAAGAAGAAAGAAAAGCCUUCAGAAGGUGAAAAGAAAGCAAAAAAGUCUUCACUGAAAAAAGAAAAAGUCCAGGAAGAACCCAAAACCAACGAAGCUCGACCGGAAGAAAAGACACCAACCGAGGCCCAAGAAGUAAAGCAAAUAGAAUUAGAGGAACCUCCUAAACCAGAGGUCAACCAACCAGCUCAGGAACAACCGAUGCAAGACCCUACAAGUCAUGACGAAGAACCAAAGCCUAAACCACGGAGAAAACCAUCAAAAAGAAGUCUGGAGCUUGAAAUAGAUGAUGAAAAACUUAACCAGCUGAAAGAGGCAUUCCAGAUAUUUGACUUUGACCGUGAUGGUGUGAUAGACAAAGAAGACUUGCGAAAGUCGUUAAUUGCCAUGGGACAGGAAAUCCAGGACAUUGAUGAGGAAGAGCUUGAUAAAAUGAUGUCUGAGGCUUGCCAGCCAUUAGACUUUGACGCCUUCAUAAUGCUGCUGGGUUACCGGACUAUAGAGCUGGAUUCUGAGGAGGUGCUGAGAGAUGCAUUAUCCCGCUGGGAUUACGACGGCUCUGGACUUAUAUCAGAGGAAAAGUUUCGUCAUGAUUUGAUGCACUUGGGGGAUAAAUUCUCAGCAAAGGAGGUGGAUAUGGCAUUGGAGGAUGCACCAGUCACCAAGGGCAUGGGCUUCUACAAAGACAUCCGCAUGAUCGACUAUGGCAAGUACUGUCACAUCUUGUGUGGACUGCGCAAGAAAAAGCAAGACCCCUCUCUGGAAGAGUAUGGUCUAGACGUGUCUGUUUGAACAACCAACAUUUCACAUAAGAAUUUUUUACAAAACUAACACUUUUUCUAACAGCAAAAACCAUACUUGAAGUGUUUGGGUGUAUUCAUAGAUUGAUUUGAAGUGGGAAGCAGCAGAGAAGUGUUUUUGGAACUCCCUGUUGUAAAACAUUUUUUUUUUUAAAUAUCCAAUAAAUUUUAAUUGAUUGAACAUCCAUUAGUUAUAUUGUGUUGGUAAGUCAAUCAAACAUCACCAGGGCGAAGUGGAGGUUUUAUAGAGGAAGGGAAGGAGAAUUAUUUUGUAGUUACGUUACCUCAAUUUAACUAAACAAAUUACUGCAUGUAUGUAUUUCUAUGAUUGUCACAACAAUAGGUACAAGUACCAAGUAAAAAUAUUUUUAUGCGGUUUUGAUUUUUAAUAAAUAAUAACAUAUGUAUAUUUUAAAA
This is a messenger RNA of Macrosteles quadrilineatus (aster leafhopper), 1436 nucleotides long. RefSeq names its product myosin regulatory light chain-like. The record is from RefSeq and is a predicted model, not a curated record. The coding region runs from base 190 to 1011 and encodes 273 amino acids. Gene Ontology annotation, molecular function: calcium ion binding; myosin heavy chain binding. Gene Ontology annotation, cellular component: myosin II complex; cytoplasm. The transcript has 6 exons. Gene Ontology annotation, biological process: locomotion; post-embryonic development. NCBI's taxonomy places the organism in Eukaryota, Metazoa, Arthropoda, Insecta, Hemiptera, Cicadellidae.